UAAUAGAAACCAGUAACUAGUAACUACCCUCUCUCUCUCUCUCUCUCAUCUUACUUCACUAACACACACUCAUUCACACCGACCCUCACCUCAUAAACACAAUGGACUUUGGAAGGGUGGGACCCUCCGAACCAGGUGGCUCAUCACGGCGCUCCACCGCUCCUCUCACAGGACCAAUCUCCUCCUCUUCCUCAAAAAGUAAAAAGAAGCUCAUCAUGCUCUCCAUCCUCGCCGCCGUCUUAAUUGUCGCCUCCGCAAUCUCCGCCGCGCUCGUCACCGUAAUCCGCUCCCGCGCUUCAGCUAAAAAUCAAAACCCACCGAAUCUCAUUGGCAAACCAACGCAGGCAAUUUCCCGAACCUGCAGCAAGACACUGUUCCCUACACUCUGCAUCAACUCUCUCCUCGAUUUCCCAGGCUCCACCACAGCUUCGGAGCAGGACCUCAUUCACAUCUCCUUUAACAUGACCCUGAGCCACGUCAGCACAGCAUUAUACGACUCCACCGGCAUCUCCUACGCCGCCACGGAUCCGCUGCUGCGCACCGCCUACGAUGACUGCCUCGAGCUCCUCGAGGAGUCCAUGGACGCGCUCUCAAGAUCCCUCACCUCCGUCGUGCAGCCUUCAGCCGCCGCCGCCGCUGGAUCCAACGACGACGUGCUGACGUGGCUCAGCACCGCGCUCACUAAUCAGGACACGUGUGCGGAGGGCUUGGAAGACUCAAGCGGGAGCGUUAAGGAUCAGAUGGUUAAUAAUUUGAAGGACUUGUCGGAACUCGUGAGUAACUCUCUCGCGAUAUUCUCGGCUAGCGACAAUGGUGACUUCUCAGGGGUCCCCAUACAGAACAGGAGACGAUUAAUGAGAAUGGAAGAGGACGAGGGAGAGAAUUUUAAUGGAUAUAUAUCGGGGAAAUUUCCGAGAUGGUUGAAUAAACGAGAUAGGAGAUUGUUGAGUUUACCCAUAUCGGCAUUACAAGCCGAUAUAAUAGUGUCCAAGAAUGGGAACGGAACAGUGAAGACAAUCUCAGAGGCAAUUAAGAAGGCACCAGAGCAUAGUAAUCGCCGGCUCAUAAUCUACGUGAGGGCAGGAAGGUAUGAAGAGAAUAAUUUAAAGGUAGGGAGAAAGAAAACCAAUCUCAUGUUCAUAGGGGACGGGAAGGGCAAAACUGUCAUCACAGGGAGAAAAAAUGUUAAGGAUGGCAUGACCACAUUCCAUACCGCAUCCUUCGCUGCUAGUGGUGCUGGUUUCAUUGCACGAGACAUAACGUUCGAGAACUACGCCGGACCAGAGAAGCACCAAGCGGUGGCACUCCGUGUCGGAGCUGACCACGCGGUGGUGUACAGAUGCGACGUCGUUGGGUACCAAGACUCAUGCUAUGUGCACUCCAACCGUCAAUUCUUCCGUGAAUGUGACAUUUACGGCACCGUUGACUUCAUAUUCGGUAACGCUGCCGUGGUUUUCCAAAAGUGCAACCUUUAUUCUCGGAAGCCCAUGGCCCAACAGAAGAACACCAUCACGGCCCAAAAUAGGAAAGACCCGAAUCAAAAUACGGGUAUAUCCAUCCACAACUGUCGGAUCCUACCCGCCCCGGAUCUCACCGCCGUGAAAGACGGCAUCUCCACCUAUCUGGGCCGUCCAUGGAAACAAUACUCUAGAACCGUGUACAUGUUAUCAUACAUGAGUGAUCACAUUGAUCCUAGUGGAUGGCUAGAAUGGAAUGGAGACUUUGCUUUAGACACAUUGUAUUAUGGCGAGUACAUGAAUUAUGGGCCGGGUGCAGCCAUCGGGCAACGGGUUAAAUGGCCCGGGUACCGGGUCAUUACUUCUACGGUGGAGGCAAACAGAUUCACGGUGGCCCAAUUCAUAUCCGGGUCGGCGUGGAUACCGUCCACCGGAGUGGCGUUCUUGGCUGGACUAUCCACCUGAAUUCCAUUGCAGUCAUUGUUACAGCGUUAAAACCUUACCCAAUUGGGGAAUAGGCUUCUGUUUUUAUUGUUCCUAUUUUAUUUUAAUUGUGCCAAAAAUGUAGUUUUGGGGCCUAAUUUUCCCCCCCAACGAUGCUAAUAAAAAAUAUAUAUAAGUUAUA
Molecule: messenger RNA, 2082 nt
Organism: Gastrolobium bilobum
Lineage: Eukaryota; Viridiplantae; Streptophyta; Magnoliopsida; Fabales; Fabaceae
Product: probable pectinesterase/pectinesterase inhibitor 61
Exons: 3
Coding region: 102-1922 (606 amino acids)
Biological process (GO): cell wall modification
Molecular function (GO): pectinesterase inhibitor activity; pectinesterase activity
Source: RefSeq, a predicted model, not a curated record